ACAUUUGUCAGCUAGAAACAACAGGGAAAGCACUUUGUCAAAAAACUCAUCAAACUUCAUUGUCAUCGAAUCGCAAACGCUGACUCAUUGACAAACAUGCUUCAUGUCGAACGGAAUCGGCCCCCGUAUUUCACGUAUCUCUAUGGAUUUCGCGAUUCGCCCUCUCUUUCUGCCACCCCGAACAAACACUAGUGCGUUUCCAUUUCUCGACGCGGUCGGUCGUUUCGUUCCUCGACGAUGGAAGACCGCGAUUUUUGAAUUCCGAAUGCGUGUGUGAUUUUUUAAAGGUAUCGCGGGAAAACUUUUAGUGGUGUGGUUUGUGGUUUUUUUUUCGCUUUAAUAGUGUCUGACUUUUAACUGUGGAUGAUUAUUUAGUGAUUUGUGGGAAGUGUCGUGAUUUUACUGAAUCAAAGAAUGUUCGCAUACGAUCGCACCAACAGAUGACAGUGAAAAUGACCAUUAACCUGAGUGGGAAAAAACUGUGACAUUUCAAAGCAAUCGUGCCAAAACAAUGUUUUGCUGCAAAGGACUGAAACUACUCUACGCCACAAUUGUUCUGUUACUCGAAGCUGAGUUGUUGGUGAACACGGGUGCUAUGGAGUCGAAGCGGUCUUCCUUGUUGGCGCAAAACGCCGAUGAAUUGAAAUCUUUGGAGCUAUGUAUUAGUAGGAAUCAGCAGAGGCUGGGUAGUGUUUUUGGGAAUUAUACGAGGCAUCACAAAAAGGGUCACAGAAGAAGAACAACCACCACAACACAAACAACAAUCAUCUACACGACAGCAGUCGACAAUGAGGACGACCUAACCAACCCCUUCAUGACCAGCGAAACCCUCACCACCCCCCACCCCAAACUACCUAAACCUCAAAGGCUAACUUCAUACAAAGACUACGAUGUACAUAUAGAUAAAAAUGCAAUUGAAGAUGAAAUAAGUGAGAUUAUAGAAGGUUAUAAGCACCACGAGAAAUAUACAGAGCUAGAUGAAACAUCAUUAGCUAAAUCGUUAAGUAAAGUUAAGAAAAUGUACAGAGAUUCAACGGGUUCGGCCGCUAAUAAGUUAAGUGGCAAGGUUGGGAAGGCGGGUAUAUUUUUGACUGACAAUUGUACAACUGUUAUAGCACAAAUAGGAACUACGGCUGUUUUGCACUGUGAAGUUAGCGAUAUCACAGAGAACACGGUAACGUGGAUAAGAAAAAAAGACUAUUCCUUGUUAUCAGUGGGACUAGUUACAUACAGCGCAGACAACCGAUUCUUUUCUGCCCACGGCCGACAUGUGAAGGACUGGGCCCUCCACAUACGGUUUUCAACGUCCGCCGACGGUGGUUACUACGAGUGCCAAGUCCCAACGCACCCGCCUACAAGUAUCUUCUUUAAGCUAGUUCUCGUUGCUGCCUACGCGGAAAUAAUGGGUGAAUCCGAGAAAAUCAUCCACGAGGGCUCGAUGCUGAGGCUAGUGUGCGUGGUGCGGCGCUCCACCGAGCCACCGUCAUACGUCUUCUGGUACUUCGAGAACAGAAUGAUCAACUACGACCUGAACGGCGUGAGCGUUCACAACGGGCGUCAGACCAGUGAGCUGGUGAUUGGGAAAGCGGAGCCAAGGCAUGCGGGAAACUACACCUGCGUGCCGGCGAACGCUAAAGCUGCCUCGGUCACCGUGCAUGUUGUACAGAGUGAAACCCCGGCAGCAAUGCAGCACGGAAACAACUCGUCAGCGCGAACCACCAGCUUACACUUGCUGGCCAGCGGCUUCGUCUAUCUAUUGGCAUUAAGACUAUUGCUGACACAAAUAUCUUUAGAGUACGGAUAGUGAUAAAAGCGUAAGCAUUUUGUUUGCCCUUUCCCAUAGU
Messenger RNA from Cydia amplana, 1844 nucleotides. RefSeq lists its product as uncharacterized. The transcript has 8 exons. Gene Ontology annotation, cellular component: neuron projection membrane. The coding region runs from base 512 to 1804 and encodes 430 amino acids. The record is from RefSeq and is a predicted model, not a curated record. NCBI's taxonomy places the organism in Eukaryota, Metazoa, Arthropoda, Insecta, Lepidoptera, Tortricidae. Gene Ontology annotation, biological process: synapse organization.